ACAUCCAAGGGUCAGUCGUGCUGCCCUGUUCUGAGCCAUGGUAAGGCUCUAUGGGAGAAAAGAGGGUGGGACAGGAGAAAGAGGUGUAAAAAUCAGGCAUGAUGUGUACUUUAUAGUUUACUUUCGAUAAUUUCCUUACUCUCAUUUUGUUUGUGUGACCCAUCCAGAGGAGUAGGGGUCAAUGGGAGUCAGAGGGGCGGGAGCACCCCUUAUUACCGGUGCAGAUGAAGGAACGGUGUAACGCUCGUCGUUACGUGGAAGAGAGGAGGACCAAAUUGCAGCGUGAGGCAGCUGCGAUGGAUAGUGGGGAGAUGUUCACUGCUGGAAAACGUGGUCUGGUCUCUGCCAAGGUGGAACAGUAUGACGCAGGUCUGUGCAGCUUCCCUGGUGAGGUGCCAUCGUACAAUGUGGUGGCGGUACUGAAGAAGGACUCUGGAUGUGUUUUGUUACAUCCCUUACCCAGCUCAACUGUUACCUUCUCAAAAUGUUCAACGGCUUCUCCUGUCAGUGCUCACUACCUGUAUAUCGAUGGGCGGUGGUGGACAGAACCCCUAGAUAACGUUAUAGAUCUGAAAACUCAGCUCACACAGAACUGGUUGGGGUAUUCAUUCAGACACGCACCUCUUUCACACCGGAGAUAGUCCCCUGACAGCUCUCAUUCACUCAGUAGUUAAUAGUAAUAAUAUCUCUUAUCUAAAUCCUCUUAUUAUCCACAUUUCAAAUCAGCUUAACACAUCCUUUCCACACUCACACAGCUCUCACAUCCACAUUCACUUAGUACUAUUCCCAAACGCACUCAGUCAUCUCCCUUAUUACUAUCUCUGUGCAUCUUAAACGAUUCUCGUCGUUACUUGCUAUACAUAUAAAAUAUCACAUGCUCAAUAACACCUUGUGCUAUUUGUAGUGGCUGCAGACCACGUAGACACUUCAAUAAUGGCCUACAGACAGCUGUCAUCAGGGCUUUCCAUGGUACUGUUACUCGCCCUCGCUCUAGUCUUCUCACCAUAAGACUAGUGAAUAGCCUUCUCAUAAGACUAUGGGUACCUUUUUAUUGUUCAGUUUAGUUGGUUUUAUGAUAUACAGUACCAGUCAAAAGUUUGGACACACCUACUCCUU
This is a messenger RNA of Salvelinus namaycush (lake trout), 1116 nucleotides long. Its product is annotated as serotransferrin-1-like. The coding region runs from base 225 to 641 and encodes 138 amino acids. The transcript is spliced from 4 exons. NCBI's taxonomy places the organism in Eukaryota, Metazoa, Chordata, Actinopteri, Salmoniformes, Salmonidae. The record is from RefSeq and is a predicted model, not a curated record.